GCGGCCCACGUGAAGCCGCAUGGAGUGUAAACAACAUCUGUGAGAAGGAAAAGUGAUGAAAAUGAGGUCGUUUAUUCCAAAUAUCGAAGACCCAGCUGAUUCAGAUGAAUCCAGUGAUGAAAUUCCCCCAGGUGGUGUGUUUCCCUUGGGGGGAAUACAAGCGGCUGAUGAUGAUGAAGAUGAAGAUGAGGUUAAUGGCAUCUCCAAUGAUGAAGAUAAUGCUGAUGCAGACUCCAAUGACGAAGUAGAUGGCAGUGAAGAUUACCCGGAAGUAGUCCAGAAUGGUGUGGCAAAUGGCAGUGAGGAUAACACAGAGGUGGAGGCCAAUGGGCAUGGCAACAUUGAUUCCAGUGAAGAGCUUGAGAAUGACAGUGAUGCUGAAUACAGUGAUGCAGAAGAUGUUGAUGCAAAUGACAGCGAUGCAAAUGACAGUGACAUAAAUGACAGUGACAAUGAGGAAGAUGAUGAGGAGGACAAUGAUGUAGACCAAACUGUUGAGGAUGAAGACGAUGAUAUGGACCACCUGGAUGGCAGCGACAUUGAUGAUGAAGAGGACUUUGUAGAGAUGAAAAGUGAUUCUGAGGAAGAUUCAGACACUGAUUCUGAGGACGGAGAAGAGGCCACAAUGGAGAGUCUGUUUGGGAUCGAGCCUAAUGUUAAGGAAGCAAAUGCCCCCCCAGAUUAUGAGGCCAAAUCCGGCAUUGUGGGCCUGUGUUUCCAUCCAAAGC
Molecule: messenger RNA, 728 nt
Organism: Penaeus monodon (black tiger shrimp)
Lineage: Eukaryota; Metazoa; Arthropoda; Malacostraca; Decapoda; Penaeidae
Product: WD repeat-containing protein 55 homolog
Molecular function (GO): protein binding
Source: RefSeq, a predicted model, not a curated record